AAGCUUACUAGAAACAGUUAGUGACUCCUGAAAUCUGUAGGGUCAAUCAUUUUAAAAGGUGCUGUAUUGAAUUAUUAUGUGAAAUGAAACAUCUCCAGAAGUGAAACAUCUCUAGAAGUGAUUUCAAACCUUUUAGGAUUUUUCACUUUUAUAAGCAUAUGACAUUCUUCUGUAUAUUUUUAUAGUAUUACAGAAGUUAAUUUUCCAUAUUCUAAUAUUCAUGCAAAGGAACUUUUUAACUAACAAAUGCAAGUUGUUAUUAAAACAUUUCCAUUGAUAAGAACUGUAACAAUUACUUGACAUUUAUUUUGUUAAUCAUGUAUUUCGUUGGAAUUUGCGUAGAAAAUUCCUCCAUUCUUGACAAAGGAGAUGCUGGACACGGAUGAAAGAUCACUGAGUAUAGUGGUGGAUGUCAGCUGUGACUCAAACAGUCCUAACAACCCACUACCCUUCUAUGAUGCCUGCACAUCAUUUAAACAGCCUUCCGUAAGAGUCAGUCUCCCGAAGUCGUCUCAGCCAUUAGAUGUUGUAGCUAUCGAUCAUUUCCCUUCCCUUCUACCGAGAGAGAGCAGCACAAGAUUUGCAAAUGAUUCAACGCCGUAUUUGCUGAAGUUAGAUCAGGUUGAUACGUACUGUGUGUGGGUGAAUGCCAAAAAAAUAUUUGACCUGAAAGCAGCUGAAGCAGAGGAUUUACUCUCACGAUCUGGAAAUUAAAGACUGAACUUCAUUCCCGUAGAUUUGAAUGGAAAUUAGCUGUUGUUUGGUCUUAGUUUAGUGAGACGAAUGAGCAUCGUUUUUCUACUGAUGAACGGAAGAGUGAUUGAGAAUGAAACAUGACAAUUUUGUCAUUGACCUUGUUAAACAGAGGAAAGUGAUUAUUGUAGCUCUUGUUAUGGCGGGGAGGAAGGAGUUUUAUGUGAGGCACUUUUUCCAAGGUAUAACAUCUUAAAGUUUCAAAAUAAGAUGCAGUGAGAACAUCAGUUUGUAGAAUUUUCGCGGUAGAAUUUGUAUUUUCUCCAUAGCGAAAAAAGCUGUCAAGGGUUGUCUGCCAGAAACUGAGUUGACAAGCAUUUGCUACAACUUUUGUCACCCGAUCAUUCACUGGCUGGUGCCGUUGCGGAGAGGCGAUCGAUGUAAAGACUGAUAGACUAAAAGUGAACGAUACGGCUAUGUUCAUCAUUUUCCGAAUAAAUCAUUUGGGGCCCCUGUACUUAGGCAGAUGACUGAGUACAAAAUAUGGGAAUAUUGAGCCGUUUUCGUUUCAAAGUUGUUAAGCAACUCAGGAGAUCUCGCUACGUGCGAAGCAACGACAACUUUGAUAUCGCAAAUAUGAGCCCUUCAAAACAAAAUAGCAAAGUAUUUUAAAAAAACACUCUAGUAUCGUGUUUGUAUUACACUUGUGGAUCUAGAGUGAGUUCACUUCAGUAUA
Messenger RNA from Pocillopora damicornis (cauliflower coral), 1429 nucleotides. RefSeq lists its product as uncharacterized. Gene Ontology annotation, cellular component: cytoplasm. NCBI's taxonomy places the organism in Eukaryota, Metazoa, Cnidaria, Anthozoa, Scleractinia, Pocilloporidae. Gene Ontology annotation, molecular function: saccharopine dehydrogenase (NAD+, L-lysine-forming) activity. The record is from RefSeq and is a predicted model, not a curated record.